GUUUUUCGCGAUUUUGCAGCAAAAAAUUUUCUGGGUCUGAUGGUUUUUGAUCUAAUCGAAUUGAAUUUCUACUUGAUUUCCGUUUUUCCUGUCUAUUUUAAUCGAAAUUUCAUCUUGGGUCGAAGAGCGAACAGCAAAAUUUCAUUUUGCGGAUGAUUAUUGGCUGAAUCCUGCUUAUUUCGAUUGUUAUGGAGCAAAGCUCUUGUAAAAAUCUUACCUUUCGACGACCCUUUUGCAUUGGAAGCUGGUUUCUUAUUGUGAUUGACUUAAUUAAUCGGUAUUACAUUGCACAUUUCGAAGAAAUUAUUUGCUGAUGGAUAUACCAAAAGAAGGUGAAGCUCGUGCUUGGGGGAUUCUUUCUGGAUCUAGCCACCAUCAUCACAUCUCCAGUGAUGCUAGUCUGUUCUCUAGCUCAUUACCUGUUCUUCCCCAUGAAAAAUUGCAAUUGAAUGAGAUCGGAGAUGGGUUCCCACUGGUGGAUGAUACUGCUGUUGGGUCUAACAAGUUUCAUGGAAGUGCCGAUGAUCCAUUGGCUGAUGUUGGAUCUCAUGCCAUUGGCAACCUGCUUCCCGAUGACGAAGAGGACCUUUUGGCAGGGAUAAUGGAUGAUUUAGACCUGAUCGAACUGCCCAAUACAUUGGAGGAUGUUGAUGAUUCUGAUCUUUUUGGUAGUGGGGGAGGAAUGGAAUUGGAAGCUGAUGCACUAGACUACUUGAACAUGGGUAUGCCUAAAAUAUCGAUAUCAAGGAGUCUCGGUGGAAAUGGGAUUCCACAUUACGGUAUUCAAAACGGUGUUGGAACAGUUGCUGGUGAGCAUCCAUAUGGUGAGCAUCCCUCGAGAACAUUGUUCGUCCGGAAUAUUAACAGCAAUGUCGAGGACUCCGAGCUCGUAGCUCUCUUUGAGCAAUAUGGGGACAUAAGGACAAUGUAUACUGCUUGUAAGCAUAGGGGCUUUGUCAUGAUAUCUUAUUAUGAUAUCCGUGCUGCUCGAACAGCUAUUCGGGCGUUACAAAACAAGCCACUCCGAAGGAGGAAACUCGAUAUUCACUUCUCAAUUCCCAAGGAUAAUCCAUCAGAGAAAGAUCUGAAUCAGGGGACAUUGGUAGUUUUUAACCUGGAUCCUUCAGUUUCAAACGAUGACCUUCAUCGAAUUUUUGGUGCUCAUGGCGAGAUCAAAGAGAUAAGGGAAACACCGCAUAAAAGGCACCACAAAUUCAUAGAGUUUUAUGAUGUAAGAGCUGCUGAAGCAGCACUCAAGGCAUUGAAUAGGUGUGAGAUUGCAGGGAAACGUAUAAAAGUCGAACCCAGUCGUCCUGGAGGAGCUCGCCGAAACUUGAUGUUGCAACUUAACCAAGAACUCGAACAUGAUGAUUUGCACAGUUACCGACAUCUGGUUGGCUCACCGAUGGCCAAUUCUCCUCCAGGCAACUGGUUGCAACUGAACAGUCCUGUUGAGUGUAGUCCUCUCCAAAACGGGGUUAGUAAGUCACCGGUUUUUGGAACCGGAAGCCCUACGAGGAGCAGCCACUUGUCUGGUUUGGCUUCUGUUCUAAAUCCUCAAGGACCGAGCUUGAAGCUUGCACCUAUUGGCCGGGAGCAAGGAAAGUUUGGUCAUAUCGGUAGCAACGUGUUUCAAGAGCCAAAGUCGGAUCAUUACAUUGGAAAUAUCUCUUCUGUUGGUUCUUCGACGGGAAAUGGAGGUGGUAUCGAGACAUUGUCUGGAUCAGAGUUUUUGUGGGGAAGCCCUAACUCACGGUCAGAACUUUCAAGCUCCUCACUUUGGUCAAAAUCAUCUAUCGGUCAUCCAUUUUCCUCGGAAAGUAAAGGUCAUGGAUUUACGUAUGCAUCUCGAUUAGAACGGUCUGUUGGAUCCCCGCAUCAACAUCACAACCAUCAUCUCCAUGUUGGGUCUGCACCAUCUGGUGUUCCUCUAGAAAAGCAUUUUGGAUUCUUUCCGGAAUCUUCAAGAGAUACUUUGUUCAUGAACACCGUUGGGUUUCAAGGAACGGGAAGCAUGGGUCUCAAUGGUGGAAGUUUCCCGUCAAAGCUUGCAAAUAACGGGAUUAUUAACCCGAGAAGCAUGGCCGAAAAUGGGUUUUCAAGUUUCAGAAUGAUGUCAUUGCCUAGACUUGGUCCUGUCCUCUUAAACAAUGGUCUUCACCCUGGAAGGUUCCCCUCGGGAUUUGAGGGGUUCUCUGAAAACGGAAGGCCCAGAAGAACUGAGAGUAAUGCGGGCCAGGUAGAAAACAGGAAGCAGUUUCAACUUGAUUUGGAAAAAAUUAUUAGUGGAGAGGAUAGUCGGACUACCUUGAUGAUAAAAAACAUCCCGAAUAAAUACACCUCCAAGAUGUUGCUAGCGGCUAUUGACGAAAAGAACAAAGGAACGUACGACUUUCUUUACUUGCCGAUAGAUUUUAAGAACAAAUGCAACGUGGGCUAUGCCUUCAUUAACAUGCUCUCUCCAAAUCUCAUCAUUCCAUUCUAUGAGGCUUUUAAUGGGAAGAAGUGGGAAAAGUUUAACAGCGAGAAAGUAGCCUCUUUGGCAUAUGCUCGGAUACAGGGGAAAACCGCCCUGAUAGCACAUUUUCAGAACUCAAGCUUGAUGAAUGAAGACACUCGCUGCCGUCCUAUUGUCUUUGAUUUCCCUAACAGUUCGGAAUCUAGUGAACAGGGAAACCUGCAAUCUCGGAGCGGAGAUGAUGACGUGGGAGAUGAGAACUAACGCCCGAGAAGAACGCUGUUGUUGUUGUUGUUAUUGCUGUUGGUGCGUCCCAUCUUUACCCAGCUAAUUUAACCGUACAUAUUCAAGUGUUCAAGUUUAAGCCGAGGGGCAAAAGUCACCGGCCGAGGCGCCACAAGUGUUUUCCAGAUUUGCAGGCUUGAUGUUGCAGCUGAAACAUUCUCAGUGUUCUCUCUGUUUAUUUUUUGGUCCAAUCGUACAUAUGUAGCCAUUUUCAGAAAUACCCUGUUUUAUGUGGGUAUGAGUAAUCACUGCUCAGACUAUGUUGUGACUUUGUGCAAAAGGGUUUUGCAAUUUGUACAGUGAGACGAAGUCUCGAGACUUUUUACCGUACUUUCUGUGCAAAGGCUGCUCCUUUUUGUUAUUAUGAUACUGUGAAAUUCUCUC
Tarenaya hassleriana is the source of this 3127-nucleotide messenger RNA. Its product is annotated as protein MEI2-like 5. Gene Ontology annotation, molecular function: RNA binding. NCBI's taxonomy places the organism in Eukaryota, Viridiplantae, Streptophyta, Magnoliopsida, Brassicales, Cleomaceae. The transcript is spliced from 12 exons. The coding region runs from base 314 to 2722 and encodes 802 amino acids. The record is from RefSeq and is a predicted model, not a curated record.